AUGCGCGAGUUGAGGCCGUGUGGGCGCACCGUGCACCACUGCCUGCUGCCUCUUCGUUUUUUCCGCCCCUCCCUUCCCUCCUCUCCUCCUCCCCUGCUUCCCAUCCUCUCCCUCCCCUCGUUCCCCCUCUCUUCCCCCCACCAAGCAGGAGGUGCUGCUGCGCCUGGCUGGGACCCCCGCGAGGGCCUUCCCCUUAGAAGCCAGGGCGGAGAGGUGCCGAGCUAUGCACGAUUUGAGGCCGAGGUGCUGCUGCGCCUGGCUAAUACCCCUGCCAGGGCCCUCCCUCUGGAGGCGAGAGCGGAGAGGUGCCGGGCCAUGCGCGAACUGAGGCCGUGUGGGCGCACCGUUCACCACUGCCUGCUGCCCUGCCGCCAUGCCUGCCUUUGCGGGGAGUGCGCCCAGCGCUGCUCCUCCUGCCCCGUCUGCCGCUGCCCCAUCGGCGUCCCUGUUGCUGCAGCAGGGGGAGGAGUAGGGGGAGGAGUAGCAGGGGGAGGGGGAGUAGCAGGUGGAGGAGUAGCAACAGAGGAAGGGGGUUCUGCUCGGCAGUCUGGCGAGCGGAUUCACAUCCGUCUGUACGACGCGUGUGUGGAUGCAGGCCUUGUGAGCCCACUCAAAGACGUGGGGUAUCCCAUGGACGUGCGGCGGCUGUUCGCCCUGUUUGACAUUGCUCUGGACCGCGGGCUCGUUACCCUCAUCUGCCACUGUGAGUGGGACUGCAGGGGGCCGGUGGGGGACGCGCAGGGGUGUCCCAUGGACGUGCGGCGGCUGUUCGCCCUGUUUGACAUUGCUCUGGACCACGGGCUCGUCACUCUCAUCUGCCACUACGUGGAGGAGGUAUGCAUGGACGAGUCAGCAGUCUCCAGUGACCCGGUGCUGGCUCUGCUGUUGGACCCCAGGCUCGUGCUUGAGUGGGCACAGAGGACCUUUACCGGGAUAAAAAGGACGCUUAGAGACUUAUACGCCUCUGGCAUCACUGACCGUCGCAUGGAUGACGCCACCUGCCUGGCCAUGCGCCUUCAGGGGAUUUCUCAGGUGCUGGCAACACUGCAGGGCCCAGACGACCCCCUGGCGCAGCAGCAGGCGCAGAUGCAGCAGGGGGAGGCGGAGGGGGGGAGAGGGGGAAGCGGGGGAACGGAGGGGCGCAAGGGGCACGAGUGGGAGGCUGGGCGGCUGGCGGAGGCAGUUGCACGAGUAUUGCAGAACUCUUCUCCCAUUUCCCACCCUCUCUGUCCCCUCUUCAUGUCUCUCCGUGCAGCAUCUGGACGUCAUGCAAUGGGCUGCCAAGAACUGCUUCUUCGAUUGCCUUCCACUCCUCAUUCUCCUCUCUCUCACUCCCCCCUUCUCCUCAUUCUCCUCUCUCUCACUCCCCCCUUCUCCUCAUUCUCCUCUCUCUCACUCCCCCUUCUCCUCAUUCUCCUCUCUCUCACUCCCCCCUUCUCCUCAUUCUCCUCUCUCUCACUCCCCCCUUCUCCUCAUUCUCCUCCCUCUCACUCCCCCCUUCUCCUCAUUCUUUUUCCCCUUUUCUCUGUCCUUGCCUUCCCCCCACAGCAUCUGGACGUCAUGCAGUGGGCUGCCAAGAACCGUUUCUUCGAGGGCCUUCCUCCCCGCCACUCCUCGCACGCCACGUGGCGCGCUGUGAUUCGCCAGAGGAAGCAGGCGACCAAUGAGACCGCCUGGCCGGAGUUCCUUGGCGUAUCUGCUGCUGCUGGCACUGCUGGCUCCGUGCUUGGAGCAGGGGGAGGGGGAGGAGGCAAGGGAGGGGGAGCGGGAGGGGCAAAGGAACAGCAGCAGCAGCAGAAUGGGAAGCUUUUUAUCGAGGAAGCAAUAGACAGCCUAAGGGAAAGCAGCAGAGAAGGCAGUAAGGAGAGCGCAAGUGAUGCAUCUGAUUCCCCCUCGCUGUUGCGUUCAGACCAGCUUGAUUUGCUGUCUCUCAAGCAGCCGGUACCCACCACACCCCCAGCUGCUUCCGGGAAGUUUCUCCUUCAAGGCGGGAGUCCUGGGUUAGUGGGUGGAGCAGGAGGAGCAGCAGCGGCGGCGGGGUUUCAAUACCCACCGGAGAAUUUCCGGGCAGCGGUCGAUUUUUUGUUUCUGGAGGCGGGGGCUGAUCUAGCUUUGGCCAAGAAAGCAAUCCAGAUGGGUUACAGGUACGUGCUUGAUGAUGGUGCUGCUGCAUGUGUGCACAGCAAAGGGGGUGGGGCGAGCAUGGAUUUGGGUGAUGGGCCUGUGGUGGAGACGAUGGUGAUGACAGGGCUGGUGGAGGACUUUGGGGCGAGCAUGGACGUGGGUGAUGGGCCCGUGGUGGAGACGAUGGUGAUGGUGAUGCUGGAUGAAUGCACUCAGGAGGGAUUAGAGGUGAGGGGUGAUAGACUAGAGUAG
Closterium sp. Yama58-4 is the source of this 2376-nucleotide messenger RNA. The record is from the annotation of a GenBank genome assembly. Lineage: Eukaryota; Viridiplantae; Streptophyta; Zygnematophyceae; Desmidiales; Closteriaceae.